Messenger RNA from Acanthosepion pharaonis, 1110 nucleotides. The record is from the annotation of a GenBank genome assembly. NCBI's taxonomy places the organism in Eukaryota, Metazoa, Mollusca, Cephalopoda, Sepiida, Sepiidae.
AUGGGAAAGCGAUGUCGAUCAAAUCGCAAUGAUAACUUUUUCAGUGUAUAUCUAUCUAUCUAUCUAUCUAUCUAUCUAUCUAUUCUCUUCGUGUUAGAGGCUUCUUAUAUGUAUUUAUUUAUUUUUAAAUUUGAAUUUUUUCUAUCUAUCUAUCUAUCUAUCUAUCUAUCUAUGCAUAUAUAUUCACUAUUUAUAUGUAUCUGUUUAUCCGUAUCUACGUAUGUUUACAUCUAUCUAUCUAUCUAUCUAUCUAUCUAUCUAUCUAUCUAUCUAUCUAUGUAUUCGCAUCUACGUCUUUUCAUAACUAUCUAUCUAUCUAUCUAUCUGUCUAUCUAUCUGUCAACUAUUUAUAUGUAUCUGUUUAUCCGUAUCUACGUAUGUUUACAUCUAUCUAUCUAUCUAUCUAUCUAUCUAUCUAUCUAUCUAUCUAUGUAUUCGCAUCUACGUCUUUUCAUAACUAUCUAUCUAUCUAUCUAUCUGUCUAUCUAUCUGUCAUUCACAUCUUCCUGUUCCUAUUGUUAUCUAUCUAUCUAUCUAUCUAUCUAUCUAUCUAUCUAUCUAUCUAUGUAUUCGCAUCUACGUCUUUUCAUAACUAUCUAUCUAUCUAUCUAUCUAUCUAUCUGUCUAUCUAUCUUUCACAUCUUCCUGUUCCUAUUGUUAUCUAUCUAUCUAUCUAUCUAUCUAUCUAUCUAUCUAUCUAUCUAUCUAUCUAUGUAUUCGCAUCUACGUCUUUUCAUAACUAUCUAUCUAUCUAUCUAUCUAUCUGUCUAUCUAUCUUUCAUCUUCCUGUUCUAUUGUUAUUAUUAUCUAUCUAUCUAUCUAUCUAUAUCUAUCUAUCUAUCUAUCUAUCUAUCUAUGUAUUCGCAUCUACGUCUUUUCAUAACUAUCUAUCUAUCUAUCUAUCUAUCUGUCUAUCUAUCUGUCAGUUUGAUCGUAUCUACGUCUGUUCAUAUCCCUGUAUCUAUUAGUUCACAUCUUCCUGUUCCUAUUGUUAUCUAUCUAUCUAUCUAUCUAUCUAUCUAUCUAUCUAUCUAUCUAUCAGCGCAUUCGUUUCUAUCUUGUGGUGUGUUAAAAUUUGUUAGCUUUUGUUGUCUACAUGAGAAAAUCUAA